Messenger RNA from Phymastichus coffea, 8098 nucleotides. It is a transcript of the gene Rab3-GEF, whose product is annotated as MAP kinase-activating death domain protein. The transcript is spliced from 27 exons. Lineage: Eukaryota; Metazoa; Arthropoda; Insecta; Hymenoptera; Eulophidae. Gene Ontology annotation, molecular function: guanyl-nucleotide exchange factor activity. The record is from RefSeq and is a predicted model, not a curated record. Gene Ontology annotation, biological process: regulation of apoptotic process; regulation of Rab protein signal transduction. Gene Ontology annotation, cellular component: cytosol. Bases 282 to 5837 code for a protein of 1851 amino acids.
CACACCAAGAUCUCUCAGUGUCGGCCAGGCAGCCCCAGCGUCAAGGAUGGAUUCCUCUCGUCGCGCUCGCAGCGACGUCGGCGGCGACGGCCACGGCGACACUUUAUAGCGCGGUGUGCACUCUCCUGGCUGUUGUCUCGCCGACUGCUUUAAAUACCGUGCCCCAGCAGCCGCACAAUGAGAAGAGACGACGUCGACGGCAGAGUCGAGUCGGCGCUGGCGGCGCAGACGGUCGGUCGAUCGCGGUGACUGCUGGCAGCAACUGAUCGCCUCGUCGCGCGAUGGACGUGCAAAAGAAAUUUCUGUGCCCCCGGCUGGUCGACUAUCUGGCCAUCGUGGGGGCGAGGCCAGCGGCGCAAUCCGCCAAACAGUCCAUACAGGUGCCGGAACUGCUGCGAAGAUACCCCGUAGAGGACCACAAGGACUUUCCCCUGCCGCUGGACAUGGUGUACUUUUGCCAGCCGGAGGGCUGCAACGUGGUCGGGCCGAGGCGCACGGCGCUGCGCGAGGCCAACUCGUUCACCUUCACCCUGACCGACAAGGACUCCGGCAAGACGCGCUACGGCGUCUGCGUGAACUUCUACCGGCCGGUGGAGAGGACGAGCGCCAACGGGGCGCAGCAGAUCGGCUUCCGCAGGGACAGGCAGAGCGGCAACUUCCGGCGGGAGAACUGGCGCAAGAGCAUGGAGCGGAGCUCCGACUCGGCGUUCUCGAGCGACUACAGGAGCAGCGCGAUGGGCCCGAGCGACUCGGAGCGGGAGUGGCCGAGCGGCAGGCGCGAGCCCGAGCAGCAGGCGAGCGGCGCGCCGGCCGGCCACGCGCCGCGGCUAGGCGUGACGGCGCCGAGCGCCGACAGCGAGAGCGGCGGCAGCCACUCGCCGUCGCCGCGCGCCUCGCGCCGACACAAGAGGACGAGGAGCCACUCGCUGACGUCGCUCUGCCUCGUCUCGCACCACCCGUUCUUCUCCACCUUCCGCGAGUGCCUGCACGUGCUCAAGCGGCUGAUCGACGCGUGCAACGAGACCUCGCAGCCGCAGAGGCUCGGCGGCUCGCGGCAGCACAGGGACAUGAACGUCUGGUCGGUGCUCACGGGCCUGAGCCUCGAGGGCGCCUCGUCGAUCGUGCUGCACGACGUGCGCGAGAUCGAGACCUGGAUACUGCGGCUGCUGAGCGCGCCCGUGCCGGUCCCGGCCAAGACCCGCGUCGAGGUGGAGAUCCUGUCGCCGAGCCUGCAACCGGCGCUCUGCUUCGCCCUGCCCGACCACACCAGGUUCACGCUCGUCGACUUCCCGCUGCACCUGCCCAUCGAGCUGCUCGGCGUCGACAUCUGCCUGAAGGUCCUCGCGCUGAUACUGCUCGAGCACAAGGUGCUGCUGCAGUCGCGCGACUACAACGCGCUGUCCAUGUCGGUGAUGGCCUUCGUGACGAUGAUCUAUCCGCUGGAGUACAUGUUCCCGGCGAUCCCGCUGCUGCCCACCUGCAUGAGCUGCGCGGAGCAGCUGCUGCUCGCGCCCACGCCCUUCGUCAUCGGCAUCCCGGCCUCCUUCCUCAUGUACAAGAAGAACUUCCGGCUGCCCGACGACGUCUGGCUCGUCGAUCUCGACAGCAACAAGAUCGAUCCGCCCACGGGCCUCGGCGACAACCUGCCACCGCUGCCCGAGCCCGAGGCCUCCAUCUUGAAGAAUCACCUGCUGCAGGCAAUGCAACUGAUGGAUCAAGCGGGCACUAAUGCAAUGAACAGCAUGUCGAUGCCUCAAGCCCACCUAGCCACGCCGGCGAACGUUGCCCAGGCGGCGACGCCCCAGAGCCGUCGGGAGAGCACGGCCUCGCACCACUCGACUCUAAGCGUGUCGUCGGCGAAGCACCGGCCGAGCCUCGACCAGGGCCAGCACCAUUCGCCGCUGAGCUCGCCGGGCAGCUCGUCGCCGCGCCGCCCGUCGCUGGCGAUCGGCGGCCCCUCCAAUCCGCCGUCGCAGAAGGUCUCGCCCCAGGCCGCCUUCAAUCCGUUCAUCUACGGCAACGACGUCGACUCGGUGGACGUGGCGACGCGCGUGGCGAUGGUCCGCUUCUUCAACUCGCAGAACCUGCUGGCCAACUUCACCGAGCACACGCGCACGCUGCGCCUCUACCCGCGGCCGGUGGUCGCCUUCCAGAUCAACUCGUUCCUGAGGUCGCGGCCGCGCACCAGCCAGUUCCUCGACCGGUUCGCGCGCACCCAGGCCGUGGAGUUCCUCGCCGAGUGGUCGCUGACGCCCAGCAACGUGGCCUUCCUGAGGGUGCAGACCGGAGUCUGCGACCCGGCGCAGAUCGGCGACAAGGCCAAGUGGUUCGCGCCCUCGCUGGAGCCCAUCAACUUCGCCGUGUGGGAGGCGAGCAGCAGCUCGCUGGUGAACGCGCUGAAGGCCAUGAGGGAGAUGGAGGGCCAGCCGACGGACGAGAGCGGCUCGGACUCGGAGGGCGCGGGCAGCACGAGCUCGUCCUACUCGUCGCUGAGCGACUUCGUCUCGGAGAUGGCCAGCUCGGACCUGUCACCGAUGACGCAUCCGGCGCCGAUGGCCUUGUCGAUCGACCCGAAGAACAUCUACACGCCGCCCAGCUCGCUGCAAUACCCGGGCGCCGAGGAGGAGGAGACGCGCGAGCGCCCGGAGACCCCGGCGAGCUCGUCCUCCAGCCGAAGCGACAGGAGCAGCCCGACUGGCAAUCGCGAUUCCGAGACCGAGCACGACGACAAGGCCGACGAUGCGCCGCCGAUAGAUCCGAGCACGCUGCAGCGCCAGCCGAGCGUGGGCAACGUGCUCGCCCGCACGGCCAGUUUCAGCUCGCCGACGAUGAACCCGCUGCUGGCGCGCCAGUCGACCGCGACGAGCGUCGAGAGCGGCUCGCACAGUCUGCCGCGCCAGGCGUCCCGCCAGCAGCAGUCGCCGACGGUGGCGCGGCAGAGCAGCUCCGGCAGCCAGGGCAGCCCCGGCAGCAGCAACGGGGUCUUGCGCCAGGGCUCCCAAGGAUCGCUGCUCGAGCAGCUCGCCAGCCAAGCCAAGGACUUGGUCAGGGAGACCACGAGGCAGAGCAGUCAGGACGGCCUGCUCGCUCACAUGGACAAGCUCAAGCACCAAGCGAAGGAAAAGAUCGUGGAAGCCGGAGAGGACAGUCUGUUCGCGCCCCUCGAGCAGCUCACGCAGCAGACGAAGAAGGCGAUGGGCGAGGCGACCAAGUCGGUGCAGGAGGCGAGCAAGAGCGCGCUGGAGGCCAGCAAGACCGCGGCCGGGGUGAGCAAGAACACGCUGGACGACCUGACCUACGUGGGCAAGAGCACCUUCGGCGACCUGACGAAGAGCGCCAAGGAGGCCGCCGCCAAGAAGGGCCUGCUCAAGGGCUUGGGCGACUCGCAGUCGUCACCGCCGCCCUCGCCGCCCGGCGGACUAGUGCCGCAGCGGAGGGACUCGGGCUCGCAGCUCGCCACGCCGGACAGUCGAUCGGGACGGCGCGAGAUCGGCCGUGACUUUUUCAGUAAUCUCGGCAGCGACUUCAACGGCAUCGCCGAGCAAACGAGCAGCAUGUUCAGCGGCUUGUUCGGCGGCGGCAAGGGCAGCGCCAGGGGCGCGAACGCGUCGCCGCAGCAGAGAGCCAAGGAGAAGUCGAUCUUCAAUCCGUUCCCCAAAGCUAAGGGAUCGAACCUCGUGGAACGGUCGUCGCUGAUCAAGCACACGUCGGCGCGGAACCAGGAGGAGCUGCGGAGGCAGCAGAACGCCGAGAGGACGAAUACCAAUUCGGACAAUCAGGCGUUCCUGAUCGACAUCAUCAAUCAGGUGAUGGCCGGCGAAGGGGUCGGCUGGCUGAAGCUCAACAGACUGAAGAAGCUGAUGGAGGACGAGAGCUACCGAGACUUGAUGGUGACCAAGCUGAACCGAGGCCUCAACCGGAAGAUCAGCCCCGACGACCGCAUCGACGACGUGUGCCUCAGCAAAGCCGUCUACAAGGGGAUGCUCAAGUGCCUUCAAGCGGUGGCGCACGGGCUGGCCGUGACCUACUCCAACUUCGGCCUCGGCGGCACGGCGUCGGUGUUCCAAAUGAUGGAGAUAGCGCACACCCACUACUGGAGCAAGGAUCUGUCGGAGAGCGGCUUCGACAGCUCGCUCAUGUCGCAGGCCUCGAGUCCGUUCGGCAGCCGCGAGAACCUGGCGUCGCCGCAGUCGCCCAACCACCAGUCGGCCCACGAGCCGCCGUCGCAGAGGGCGCACUCGCAGGAGCCGGCGCCCGGGCCGCAGCCGCCGCAGCUACGCCUGGAGCGGCCCCACUCGCAGAGCAGCGGCGACGACAACCAGUCGACCGCCGACAUGUUCCUCGACAUGUUCAGCAUGAAGAACAAGAAGUUCCUGCUGAACAGGCUGACGUCCUUCGACAGCGAGGCCAAGGGCGGCGGUGGCGGCGGCGGCGGCGGCGCCGGAAGCGGGCCGGCGGGCAGCAACGACGCUCUGUCGACGGACUGCGGCAGCAUCACCACCAACCCGGCCUUCCGCAUGGGCCACCAGGCGUCGUUCCGCAGCACGGUGUCCGACAGCGAGGUGGAGCAGGGCAACUUCCCGCGGCAGGUGAAGCAGCGCACGGCCAGCGUGUGGUCGAGCAGCAGGUCGUCGCUGAGCAAGCUCGGCGCGGCCGGCGGAGCGCUCGUGCCGUCCACCGGCAGCCCCAGCCCGGAGGCCGCGCGGACCUACCUGUUCGAGGGUCUUCUGGGCAAGGAGCGCUCCGCGCUCUGGGACCAGAUGCAGUUCUGGGAGGACGCCUUCCUGGACGCCGUGUCGCAGGAGCGCGACAUGAUCGGCAUGGACCAGGGCCCCGGCGAGAUGAUGGAGCGCUACAAGACGCUCAGCGACAGCGAGAGGCGCCGGCUGGAGCACGAGGAGGACCGGCUGCUCUGCACCCUGCUGCACAACCUCACGGCGAUCCUGGUGAUGCUGAACGUCGACAAGCGCGACAUCAGGCAGAAGAUACGCCGGCUCCUCGGCAAGAGCCACAUCGGCCUGAUCUACAGCCAGGAGCUCAAUACGCUGCUCGAUCAGAUCAAGGACCUGAACGGCAACGACAUCGACCUCAAGCCGCUCACCUCGCGCCAGAUGCACCGCCAGUCGUUCACCGUGCACGCCGACGGGGCCGCCGACGGCGACCUCCGCUUCCUCGAGGUGCGCCACGACGGCUUGGUGCUGCGCUCCGUCAACGGGGUCAUCGUCGAGCGCUGGUGGUACGAGCGACUCGUCAACAUGACCUACAGUCCGCAGACCAAGAUCCUCUGCCUGUGGAGGCGCAACAGCGGCCAAACCCACCUGCACAAGUACUACACUAAGAAGUGCAGAGAUCUGUAUUACUGUAUAAAAGACGCGAUGGAGAAAGCCGCGUCGCGCGGUCGCGGCGCCAACAUGGACGCCGAACUCGGCGGCGAGUUCCCCGUCCAAGACUUAGUCACCAAUCAGGGUGGCCUCUUGCAGGUCUGCAUGGAGGGCAUCGGCCUCCUCUUUGCCAACAGCAAGGAUUUCGAGUUUUUUCUAAGACUCGAGCAUAUCCGCAAGUGCUUUACUCAGAAGGGUGGGAUCUUCAUUUUGGAAGAGUUCAAUCCUAAGACUAGACAAAUAAUUCAACGUAAAUAUAAGUCUCAAAUGGCGGAUCAAAUCUGCUACUCGGUGCUGUGUUUAUUCUCGUACGUGGCAACAGGCACAUACCAAUCAAAGAAGUGCCAGCAACAACUUCCGUCGAUGAGCCCACGACCAUCAACCAGCAUCAGUCAGCAGCAGCAGCCACCAAGACGAAACUCCCAAGGGGAGUCUCAUCCGCCAAGCCAUCACUGACACAAAGGCAGCAGGCAUUCCUUACCCUUCGUGCACAAUUACGAGAGUUGCGCACCUUACGCUUGCUUACCCUGGGUGUGAAUAUACAAUUGUGCCCCCGUUCCCCACUCCACCCAUCAUUUAUCUCAUCUGUAAACCACUGCUUUUCAUUUAUGCACUUGUUUCGAAAAAGGUGUACGCGUAAUGUUGUUAUAGUUCAUUUUGUCCUAGUCUCCUUUCUUGUUUUUGUUUUCUCACUUAAUUCGUUCCUUUGUUACGUUUUAGCAUGAUGAAUUGUAACAAGUGUUUUGGGUAAUGAAAAAGACAAUUAUUCAAUUAGUAUACUGUAUUCGUUUUGACAUGAAUAUUUAUUCACGUUCAUUUUACGAGAUUUACUAUUUGUUUUUAUUUGUAUAAUCGCGCGACACCGAUGCACAUUAUAUAAAGAUGAGAUAAACAUACCUAUGAGCAAUGCUAUUUUUAAAGUUGAAUUAUAUAUUCAAAAGUAGAGAAAGAGAAUCAGUGAAUCGAGAGCUUGUAAGAUGUCGAAUUAGUGUUUGAUGGGCAAAAAUUAUUUUGCUUCGCUGAUUCUCAAAGCUUUAUAAACGUACAAUUUUAGGCCGUGUAAAUGUUAUAUAAUACUAACUAGCAGUCGCGGUUGAGUGAAUUAAAAAAAAAACAAAACAAAACAAAACAAAUAAGGUAUCAAAACGAUGAAAAAAAGAGAACAAAUCACGAGCGCAUCUUAAAACACACAUACAAAGCUUGAUUCUUCAGUUCAGGCAAUCAUCAAAUAGUGAAAGUAAUCAAAAGACAAUACAACUUUGAUAAAAUCGAAUGUUUUCUGUGACAAAAGCAGAACUUGUUUGCGAAUCCUUUGAAAAGUAAAUAAACAAAUCAAUUUAUGUGCUGCUUCAAGGGGAUUCGAUGAAUUGCUAGAAAAUAAAAGGAAAAUAAUUUUUUUUCAUUCAUGCGCACUUUUAAAAAAGAACAAGGUUUGAAUUGAAAUACGUCGGCCAGAAGAUUGAACAGUUACCAAAUCCAUUACGAACGUCAAGUUACAAUGACAAAAAGAUUUAUUUUACUUUUUAUUUUCCAUAUUCUUUCAGCUAAUGUAUUUUUAAAAGUGAAAUGGAAAUGUAACAAUAUGGGAAACUUUGAUCGUUUGUAAGAUAUAAAUGAACAUGUUAUUUAUUUUAAAAGAAACAUUUUCUACUUGAUUAAUUUAUAAAUCUUGAUACGUUGUGUCGUAAAAGAACAAGAAUUGUAAAUAAUGACGAUGAAUCAUGUAUGUAUAUGAUAAAAAGAGCAUGGCUUGAAAUGAACAAAAGAAAUCACGUCUUUAAAAAAAAGAAACUAAAGCAAUACAGUUUGAAUAUACGAUAGUUUCAAAAUUCGUAAUCAUACUUACCCUACAAUGUUUUGGGUAGUAAACUAAAUGUUUCGAAUUAUUUUAUUUAAAUUUUUGAUUUGCAAUUUAAAUAUUUAUCAAUUAUUAUAAGUGAGAAUUUUAUUAAAUAUUGGCUUUUAUGAGAUCUACAUUGUGAAAUUCAUUUCAACUAUAAGAAAUGUUUAACCGCUAUUUAUCCAUAUAUAUUUUAAAAACUUAUUUUCAAUUAUUAAUAGAUAUUUAAAUAAUUAAUUCGAAUGUCAAGUUCAAUGUGGCGUGCAAUGUAUCUACAAUUUGUAAAAAAAGCUGCAAAAUAGAAACUGAAAGAUUAUCCUAAAUAACUUGGAGUGUUUGUAAAUAUGUAUAUUUUUCGUAAGGUGCAUACAUUCACAUUCCGAACUAUCUACAUGCGUUGAUCGUUUGAUUAUUAAUUAUGCAAUGAAUUCAUAUCCCCCGAAUGAGAGACCAACAAAUUCUAGUGUGUAUAAUUAUUAGUCGUUAUACUACAAAAAAUUGAGAGAUAUAGAAAAAUAAAACAUUUCAAAACAUCCUGCAUCGUUUAAUCGUUAUUUCUAUUUUUUUCAGAAAACAUCAUUUAUAUUAUUAGUUUGCAUGUUAUGGAAUUCAUAAAAAAAUAGAAAGCUUACAUGUUGGGUAUGAGGUAUGAGAUUUCUAUAUUUUCAAAAUUCUACAGAGGUCAACAUUUCAGACAGAAAAUAAACGAAGAUAUGAUGUCAAAUGUAUUUUCAUCCGUAAAAUUCGAAUUUGAAGUUCUUCUAAUCGACCCAAGUAUUUAGCUUCUAUUACUGUAAUCGUAUUCGAUGAUUACAGUUGAUCGAUGUUAAAAUCGUAGAAUUAAGAUGUGUGUACACUGUUAGGAUAUUCACUUAUU